AUGUCCGAAGAUAAUUUGCCACAUAUUUCAUAUGGGCUUGAUAGCCGUGGAAGAAUAGUGCGUAUUGAGUCCGGUAUAACUAGAGCAAACAUCAGACGUCUUCCAAGUAUAGAAGAAGCUCUUAGAAGAUUCAGUACAAACUUAAGAGUUGACAGACAAGUCAAUGAAUCUAAUGCUGGAACUUCUGAUAUCCAGGCACGAGUGGUUCCAUCAGAAGAAGAAAGUUCUCAGAAUAUAUCUGAAGAUAUAACAGACCGUGAAUUGUCCGUUGAUAUCACUGAUGGGGUAUCUUCUCCAAAUCAUACCACAUCUAGUAUGCGAUCAUUGAGCAUGGAUGAAGAUAAGCGAUAUUGUUGGGUAUGCUUUGCAACAGAUGAAGAUGAUGCAACUGCAGCAUGGGUUAAACCAUGCCACUGUAGAGGCACUACAAAAUGGGUUCAUCAAGGUUGCAUACAAAGAUGGGUUGAUGAAAAACAAAAAGGCCAUGCUGAACAUGCUGUGGCUUGCCCACAGUGUAAUACAGAAUAUAUUAUAGUUUACCCAAAUAUGGGUCCGUUAGUGGUAAUACUCGACACGAUCGACACUGUUAUUUUUCGAGUAUGUCCCUUCAUUGCCGCUGGUAUAGUUGUUGGAUCCAUAUAUUGGACGGCUGUAACUUACGGUGCAGUAACUGUUAUGCAAGUAGUGGGUCAUAAAGAUGGCCUCACUAUGAUGGAACAGGCUGAUCCUUUGGUUCUACUCGUCGGUUUGCCGACUAUUCCAAUUAUGUUAGUUCUGGGGAAAAUGCUUAGAUGGGAAGAUCAGGCCCUUAGUUUUUUGAGGCGACAUGCUUGUAAAGUUCCUAUCUUGAGGCACUUUUUACCGAGUAGUUAUUCCAGUGAAGACACAGUACAAUCAGAAGAUAUUCCGCCGAUGAACGAUCCUGUAUCCGCGACCCGCGUCCUUUGUGGUGCGCUUUUGUUGCCAACUAUCGCCAGUAUAUGCGGGAAAUUAUUCUUCGAAAGUAUAAAUUCCAACUUUCAAAGAACGUUACUUGGUGGUGCAGCGUUCUUAACAAUAAAGGGUGCAUUCAAGAUUUACCACAAGCAACAACAAUACAUGAGACAGUGUCAGCGUCGCGUGAUGGACUAUACGGAGAGUAAUGUAGCGUUGUACAAGAGGCAACAAAACUCCGAAAGCGAUCAGACAAGUUAAAAAAAUAAAACGUUAAAAAACAGAUAUCUAAAAUACCAGUUAUAUAAUGUGUGGAUAUAAUUUUUCCAACAUAUAUAUAAAGAUUCACUUUCAAGUAAAAUUUGACUAUGUUUGAGAGAUAUACAGUGGACGAAAAUAUUUGUAUAACUCCUUCUUUUUUAGACAAAUUUACAUAAAAAAGAAUCUUGUAUCGCGUAACGCAAAUUUCUAUAUUAAUAUAGUUUUUUUUAAAUAUAUAUUAAUACAUUUUUCUCAUUUUUGUGUAAUAUUAUCCAAAAAGAAAUGCAUAUUUGCAAAUAUUUUUUCAUUCACUGUAAUAACUUUCAGUGUCAUACGUGUUUUUGGUGAUAUACGGUACGAGCAUACCGUAGAAUAAUGAAAUCUGUAUAUAUUCGUAUAAAGAUUUAAAAUAUCGUAUGCAAACAUUGUCGAAAAUUAAUACAGGUCUAUAUUUUCCAAGAAGGUGAAUUCCAUAAAGGUAAAGGUGAAGAUGUUAAGUAAUGUGAGGAUAGAGUGACACCUCCUUCAAUAUAUAAUUUUAUUGGACUAAUAUAUAUAUAUACACACACGUGUGUGUGUGUGUGUGUAUAUAUAUAUACAUAUAUUAUAUGUAUAUUUUACUUUCUCCAAUCUUCCUUGUAUAAUAAACAAAAGUGGGGAAUGGUUACAUAACCUUUUUCUUUAUAUUACUAAAGUUAUCUAACUUGUAAUUAACUCGUUAAAGACUAAUAUUGCUCAUGUAAAAGAUAUAAAAUGCCACAGGAAGAAAAUUAACGCAAUGAACUGCUGUGACAAAUAUUUGUUAUCUAUAACUCUUUUUAAUAGUGAUUUUAGAGUCCAAUAUAGUAUAAAUAUAAGGCUAUUGUAUUAUUAUAGCUAAAAUUUGUAGGCUAUAUUUUGUAAUCUAAUUUCACAUGUAAAUGCUGACAUAAAGUAACCUGUAGCAGAUAUAAAAGGAGCUCGUCAAUAUAAAUAGAAUAAUUUACAAUGUUUACACUUACAUCUAUAACAAUAAAAUUCAUACCUGCCUCA
Odontomachus brunneus is the source of this 2226-nucleotide messenger RNA. RefSeq names its product E3 ubiquitin-protein ligase MARCH5-like. The transcript has 6 exons. The record is from RefSeq and is a predicted model, not a curated record. Gene Ontology annotation, molecular function: zinc ion binding. Lineage: Eukaryota; Metazoa; Arthropoda; Insecta; Hymenoptera; Formicidae. Bases 1 to 1194 code for a protein of 397 amino acids.